AGCGGGCGGAGCUGCGCACCGCGGGGCGGGGCGUUGCCAUGGCAGCGGGUGCGGCGCUGCGGCCUAGGCCCAGCCGCCAGCCCUACAGCCUCACCCGUCCCCGGUGGGCCCCUCUCGGGUACCCAGCUCCCUCAGUGCCCCCACCGCUGCUGCUUGCCCUCCGCAGCUCCCUGCAGGUCGGUGCCUAGGCACCCCUCACCCCAGAUCUUCCAGCCUUGGGGACGCAACACCUGUCCCUUCCAUUCCCUUGGCAACCCUUUGGUGACACCCACGAUCCGUUCCUAGCACUGCCCACCUUUGCCUCUGCCCCGCAGAGACUCUAUAUCCAUCUGUCUGUCCAUCUGUCCGUCCACCCAGCCUCGUCCUGCAGCAUGGCACACCUCCUGGGCCACCCCGGCUGCAUGGCGAGCCUGCAGGCCGACCUGAAGGACCUGCAGGGAGCCAUCGCCGACGUCACCUCCCGCACCGGCCCCGCACGCUUCCCCUCCUGGAAGUUCCCCAACAAAGUGUCCUGUGAGCUGGAUCUGGAGGCACUGCUGGAGCGGUACAGCCACGCCGAGGGCGACCCUGAGUUCAGCCAGCACGCUCAUGUGGUGCUGCUGGAGCUGGUGAUAGACAGGCUGCUGCUGCUGCUUCAGAGCUUCACAGGCUAUGCAGAAAACCUGCUCAGUGAGCGAGCUGUGCCCCCAGCGGAGGCAGUGGGACCGUGCAUGUCGGCGGGGCUGACGGUGAGGAGGUACUGGCACAGCAUGCUGCGACUGGGGGCCUGCUACCAGCAGCUUCAGACUGAGAAGAAGUCUUGCAGGAAGGAUAUCGCUGCAUUACAAUCCACCCCUGAGGCUGAGAGAACUGCAAAGGAAUGCUUGAAGGACUGCUUGCCAUCUACUUCAGAGCCAAGCACACCCCCAGGUGCUGCCCAGCCCAGCUCCCCAUGGCAGGCUGCCAGCAACACCUCAGGCAGCUCCCAGCCCAGACCUGCCUGCAGCACUGCUGAGCGCAGCCACAGCAUCCCCAUACAGGCAGCAGAGCCUCCAGCACCCUGUGAUACCUGUGCCAGUGCCCAGGCUGGCCUUCAAGAGAUCAGCAAAGCCAUCACCAGUAUCUGCCAGAGCCAGAACAUCCCUUCGGCUCUGAGCAGGUUCCAGGAGCUGGUGGAGGGCACUGAGGGAAGAAGGACCCUCUCUGCAACUGAUGUGAGCUACUGGGUCUCGGAGCAAAGCAAAAACCUCUCAUGCAUCAGCAAACAGCUCCACUCGCUGCUGGAGCAGGUCAACUCUCUGAAGUCUGAGCUGGCAGAGUCAAAGAAGGAGAAGGAUGAGCUGCGGAAACAGGUGAAGGACUUUGCUCGGCUGCUUCAGGCGGAGAAGGAGAUCCAAGCACAGCAGAGGAAGGAGGCCGAGCAGAGCCUGGAAGUAAAGAACAAAGAGCGUUUGGAGGCUGUAGCCAGGCUGGAGCAGGACAAGAAUGACCUGCGGAGAGGAGCUGCUCUGCUGGAAGAGCAAAUCUCUGCCCUAAAGGAAGCACUGGCCACAAAGCAGGCUGCUGUGCAGGAGCUGGAGGCAACCAAGCAAACUUUGCUGGAGGACUUGAAGGCUGUGAUGGUGGCCAAGAGCCGAGUGCUGGAGCUGGAGGAGGAGGUGCAGCUGCUCACCAGCCAGCGGGACAGCCUGGGCCAGGAGCUGAGUGAGGUCACCACCCAGCUGGAGAAGGAGAAGGCCAAAGUGGAGAGCACACUGAGGCAUGAGAAGUCCCUGCAGGCCAAGCAGAGCACCCUGCUGCAGCAGCUGGACAGCCUGGACCAGGAGCGUGAGGAGCUGCAAGCUAGCCUGGGGGAGGUUGAGGAGGACAGAGCCCGGAUGGCAGAGCAGCUGCAGGAGAGCCAGAAGCAGAAGGAGCAGAGCAUGCACCAGCUACGGGUGCAGCAGGAGCUGCUGGACACAUUGCAGCAGGAGAAGCUGAGCCUGGAGCAGUCCGUCUCUAAGCUACAGGAGAAUGUCUCCAGGCUGGAGGAGCAGGCAAAGGAUCUGAAGGAGCGGGAGAAACUCCUGGUGUUCUUCCCUGAGCUCCACAUUCCCAUUGAGACACAGUUUGAGAGCACUGGGAACAUCACGGAGGACAUGGAGAAGCAGCUGCAGGCCAACCACAUCAGGAUUGGUGUGCUGGAGCAGGAGAACAUGCGACUCAGGGCUGCACUGGCCAAGGUGAAGGCAGCUGCUCAGCAGGGUGUGCUGCAGCACAUCCCACAGACCCAGCUGUGGACUCAGCUCAGCAGUCAGCGUGGAGGGGAGACUGCAGGACCUCCGAGCCUCCAAGGCAGUGGAGAUGGCACAGGAUCGCAUAGAGCCACCAGCAAGGCCCGGCAGCGACCUGUGGGCAGCAAGCAACAUAAGCUGCUCCCAGCAGAACCUGCACGUGAGGCCAGACCUUGUAUCACACUGCCAGCGGAGGGCCUGGCACUGGCUCCCCACAAGCCCAGAGGGAGCAGCAGUGCAGCCAGAGCACACCACUUCUUGCACCGCAAAUAGCUGCUUGGGAGACUGAGGCAGAGGUGAAGCAUUAAUGAGCGGCACGCGGCUACUCCCUUUUCCCUGCAGGACCUCAUUACCUGUUGCAAACAUGAAGGUACGUUCCCUUGGGAAACUCGGUCUGCCUUCCCAUUGCUCUGUGCCCAAGGAACAGUGUUGCUGAAUGGCUGUAACACUCGUGGGCAGUGGUCCAGCAGCAGCUGGGAGGCUGAAAGAAAGCUGACGCUCACAGCCAGCCAGCAGCUGUUGCUUCACCUUGUUUGCUACAGGAUGGUGGCCGCAAUAAACCUGUCUGCGCAGCUUCC
Molecule: messenger RNA, 2830 nt
Organism: Gallus gallus (chicken)
Lineage: Eukaryota; Metazoa; Chordata; Aves; Galliformes; Phasianidae
Gene: CCDC157
Product: coiled-coil domain containing 157
Exons: 10
Coding region: 372-2525 (717 amino acids)
Source: RefSeq, a predicted model, not a curated record